CACCGGGCACCAUGGAGGAACCGUGGGAUUUUGAGUUUUUCUCCCGCAUCGCUGACAGCUGCUUGUCGUUCCUGUCCGAGUUUGUUGACGACUGGCUCGCCAACGACAUGAGAGUUUGCAUCUUCAAAAUCCUGCUCAGCUGGUUAAUUGUAAGUCUGGUCGCAAUUCACUUUGCAUGGAAAGUCUACGGGAAUACAGUCAACGACAUGUAUUAUCGACAAGGGACUGGACAGAACGGAGGCACACCUGACACAGCACCUCACCUGAGUGGAUGGGAAAGCAAAGCAGGAGAUGCCCCGAAGACUCAUCGAGAUUAACAGGACAAUGGUGUUGGAUUUUGGACUUUAUCCAAGUGAGAAAUGGACUCCAGUGAUGAGACAGUAAACGCACCUUUUAAAGUUCACUGAUAAUGAAGUAUCUUCAGUGCAUUCAUGGAUGCACUUUCUGGAAACUGCAUGGAAAAAACAUCUGUUAUCCAUACCAACAGUGUCACACUGAUCCACUGUAUCAACCACAUAGUGCUGUGAGAUAUUUAUUUUGGCUUGUCAACGUUGGUCAUUGAGAAGAACCUUACCCUCACUACUUAAAUAGUUCUGUUUGGCUAUUUAUACAAAGUUCUACAAAUGUGACAAAUGUUGCUGGGUUUGUGUGUAAAUUGCACUGUGAUGAUAGCGGAGUAAGCAUACAUAAACAUUUUCCAUUCUGACCAUGAGCAAAAUACUUGAUUUGAAUGAUGUAUGGAAGGAAAAUAGACCAGAUCCACCAAAAGCAGGUGUACAUCUUCCAUAAUUUUUGCCUGAAAUGUUUACCACAGUGUUUCUCAUAACAUGCAAGGAGCAUUGUGUGAGCUUAAUGGGAGAUAUACAUAGAUAUAAUAGAUAUGUUUGGCCUGAUUUGAGUGGUCAUCCCCUUUUGACUUUUUCACAUUUAACCAUUCUCACAGUGAAGUCCUGUAUCAAAGUGAAAACAAUCUCUACAAAUUUAUCAAAAUUAAGUUCAAAUAUACAAUUCAAAAGUAUUUAUUAGACGAGCAAAUUCACCCUGUUCAUGACACACUUGAAGUGCAUAAUUUGAAUUAAAAUCACCUGUGUGUAAUCAAGGUGUGACAGAUUAUGUAACAAUAUGUAUCUGAAAACCAUCAGCUGGUUAAUCAAUUUCUUGGCAAAAACUACACGAUGAAGCAAGAAAGCAAAACUAAAAAUUGCUUCAGAAUAACAAUUGAAAUGUCCUGUAGAGGUCCCUUAAAUGUCCAAACUUUAGUUCAAUUCAUAAUUUGAAGCAGAAGGACAUGAAGAUUGCUGUUCAUCCUGUCCCCAUCUCAGUCGGAAGUGCUUGAGCAGUUUUACAAAGAAUGGGGGGAAAAAUGCAUUAUUCAGAUUUGCAAAGCUGAAACCAACCUAUCCAUAUCGGGUAGAUUCAAAGUUGUGAUUACUGCCAAAAGUGCCUAGUCAAAUAAAUUAAAAAUAAAAAAAUAUGUCAAAGGGUUGUUGAAUGAGCCAUAUUACAAUCAGCUAUUAUAUCUGAAGUUGAAAAAAAGACAAGUUAGUGGUAGAAGCCAAUGUACUGCAGUGUGCAUUUACUGAAAUGUUAUGAUAUACAUAGUCUUGAACCGAACAACAAAAUCAUCAGCAUAUUGUAGAUAUCUGAAGAGACAAGGAGCAAAGAUCAUACAGCAUGUUUUGUGUAAAUAGCUUGAUUGAUAUUAAAUUUGCUGUGUUUGAAAAUA
This is a messenger RNA of Anoplopoma fimbria (sablefish), 1726 nucleotides long. It is a transcript of the gene tcta, whose product is annotated as T cell leukemia translocation altered. The transcript is spliced from 3 exons. Bases 12 to 317 code for a protein of 101 amino acids. The record is from RefSeq and is a predicted model, not a curated record. Lineage: Eukaryota; Metazoa; Chordata; Actinopteri; Perciformes; Anoplopomatidae.